AUGGCAGUCACUACUUACGGAGGAAAGCAUACUAUUGAUCCCUCCAUGCCGUCUAAAAUUGAGAGAGUGAUAGAAAAUGAUGAGGAUGAGAUUGAGGUUACUAAAGAUCCGAUAGUUGAUACAGAAAAGGAAGCUAAGGUGACCCAAAAAGUUGUUCCCAUGCCUAGACCUCCACCUCUGUUUCCACAAUGGUUGGUGAAAAAGACUGAAGAAGGGAAAUACUGCAGGUUCAUAGCUAUGUUGAGGAAACUGUCCGUAAAUGUCCUAUUGAUAGAUGCUUUGGAACAAAUGCCGGGGUAUGCUAAAUUCAUGAAGGUCUUGGUGACCAAAAAGAGGGCUGUCAGUUUUAAGAAUGAUGAGAGGUUGCAACACUGUAGUGCUAUUGCUAAUGGGUCACUUGUGCAAAAGAAAGAUGAUCCUGGAGCUUUUACGAUUCCUUGUACCAUUGGUAUGUUGCACUUUGCGAAGGCCUUGUGUGAUUUGGGUGCAAGCAUUAAUUUGAUGCCAUUUUCGAUUUUUAAGAUCUUGGGUUUGGGAGCUCCAAAACCGACUGCAAUGCGUUUACUCAUGGCUGAUAGAACUGUGAAGAGGCCCAUUGGAGUGUUGCAAGAUGUCCUUGUGAAAGGAGACUUUCUUUCUACUGCGCGUGCGUUGGCUGAUAUGGAGAGAUGGGAGAUGAAGUUUCGAUUAAACAUUGAAGAGGUAACUUUUAACAUAUGUAGGUCUAUGAAGCAUGAAAGGGAUCUUCAAUUGGUAUCUGUGGUGAAUCACAUUGUGGGGAAAAAAUCUGAGGUGUCCAUUGAGGAAAUGUUAGGUGUUAAUGCACAAGCAGCGGUGAUAAUGAAUUUUGACAGUGAUGAUAUUGAUGAGUAUGAUGAGCUAGUUGCUGCACUUUAUAGGUUCGAGUUUCGUUUCAAGCCAAAAUAG
Molecule: messenger RNA, 927 nt
Organism: Solanum verrucosum
Lineage: Eukaryota; Viridiplantae; Streptophyta; Magnoliopsida; Solanales; Solanaceae
Exons: 2
Coding region: 1-927 (308 amino acids)
Source: RefSeq, a predicted model, not a curated record